AGCCAAGAAUGUUCAGGUUAUGACAUUUGGACAGCCUCGGGUUGGCAAUGCAGCUUUUUCUUCUUACUACAGUCAACUUGUGCCAAACACAAUCCGAGUCACAAAUGAACAUGAUAUUGUACCACAUCUACCUCCAUACUAUCGUUAUUUCCCUCAAAAGACGUACCAUCACUUCCCAAGAGAGGUUUGGCUGCAUAACAUUGGAGUGGGAAGUCUGGUUUAUGAAGUGGAGAAGGUCUGUGAUGGUUCUGGUGAAGACCCAAACUGUAGCAGGUCGGUGGCAGGGAACAGUAUUGCAGAUCAUUUAGUUUAUUUUGGUGCUGAGCUGAUGUGUGAGACAUGGAGAUCUUGUGGAAUCGUGAUGGAUUCUCUUGCCAAAGAGUACGGCAAAAUGGAUGUCAAAGGAAAUAUUGUUUUUUCCAGAGAUUCUAUUCUGAGAAUGAAAACAGAGACAAACAUGGGUGGAGAUCGUAUGUAGAAUUCAGAAUUUGGGUUCUCCUGCAAGGUGGCUGAGAGGCCACUUGUGAACUCUUCCCCAUGUAGGUUUUUCUUGAUUUUCUAUUCUUAGCCCAUCGUGUAGCUGAUGAUCACUGUCGAGGGGGGCGUUCUGUAUAUAGAUUGAUUUGUACAUCUAAAUCUUUUUUAUUUAUAUUUUUUAUAGGGGAAGUGUAUUAACAAAAAAAAUAAAA
Populus euphratica (Euphrates poplar) is the source of this 689-nucleotide messenger RNA. RefSeq names its product lipase-like. Lineage: Eukaryota; Viridiplantae; Streptophyta; Magnoliopsida; Malpighiales; Salicaceae. The record is from RefSeq and is a predicted model, not a curated record. Gene Ontology annotation, biological process: lipid metabolic process. The transcript is spliced from 3 exons. The coding region runs from base 20 to 478 and encodes 152 amino acids.